Messenger RNA from Macrobrachium nipponense, 1598 nucleotides. RefSeq lists its product as uncharacterized. Bases 50 to 1348 code for a protein of 432 amino acids. NCBI's taxonomy places the organism in Eukaryota, Metazoa, Arthropoda, Malacostraca, Decapoda, Palaemonidae. The record is from RefSeq and is a predicted model, not a curated record. The transcript has 2 exons.
AAGCCAGAAUGCUUAUCCUAUUCAACAUUAGGUCUUCCAUCCUCCAAGCAUGAAGCUCCUGAUAUUCAUAUGUGCGCUCGUGGCUGCAGAAGCAGACAAACUUGAUGGACUUGGUGGCUACACACCACCAAGACAUGGUUCGACAGAUGUAACACUGUCGUCUUUAAUCAGGUCUGAUGGUGCAGGCCAUCACUCCUCAACAGCAGGAAGUACCCGGCAUUCUGCUGGCCAACAGCCUUCAGCCUUUUCUUCGGUAGGAGUUGGCCAGCAGCCCUCAGCCUUUUCUUCAGCAGGAGUUGGUCAGCAGCCCUCACCCUUCUCUUCAGUAGGAGUUGGUCAGCAGCCCUCAGCAUUUUCUUCAGUAGGAGUUGGCCGACAGCCCUCAGCAUUUUCUACUACAGGGGUUGGUCGACAGCCCUCAGCCUUUGGGACUGGCGGGUUAUUCGGUGUUCAUGCACAUGUUCAUGCACACCACUCACCCACUGGUAAUGGCCAGCAACAAGCUUUCCAACAGACAAGCUUUGGUUCUUCUGGUAUCCGCCAUUCAGGUACUACUUCCGGUCACCUACGAGGAUCUGCUCCAUUCCCUGGAAAGUGCCCCGAUGGACAAGUGCGCCACUUCGAUGGGCGCUGCGUGACGCCCGAAAUUUCAAGGAAAUAUCUGGUCUACACUGAGCCAGAAAAGAGAGCGAGGAAACUCCCUGCACCACCCGUGGAUGUCCCUCUGCCGAAGCUAGAGUACAACUACCUCUUCAUCCGCACGCAGGAGAAGGAUGAUGACGAAGCAGAUCACAUCGUUAUUCCACCGCCCCAGCAGAAGCAUGUCAUCUACGUCUUGAACAAAGAGGCUCACAGCCACGAGCGAGAGCUGAUUGAAGUACCGCAGCCCGAGCAACACAAUCCAGAGGUCUUCUUCGUCAACUAUGCCGAAGGUGAGACUCCAACGCUGCCCGAUGGCAUAGAUUUCAACACUGCCUUGAACUCAGCCAUUCCUGCAGAGAGUCACGUCAUCGACAACAGCGGCGAGCUCGGUUUAUCUCCUGGAAGGGGCGACUUGGCUAGCACUCACUUCGGUACUGGACUCACCGCCGUGACUGGAUCACAUUCUGGAUCCCAUUCCAGCGAAGAGCACCUCGGCGUAGAUGUCAGGGGUUUCGGCAGUUCAGGAACUGAUAGCCAUUUCACAAGCAGCUUGGGUGAUAGUACUUUUGGGACGCCCGCAGGAAGUGGUCACCACGACUCCUCAGCUGAAACCGAGAGUGGUCCUGUAUUUUUGGGCACUGCUUCCCUGGGCUCACAAGCUGGCGUCAGGGGUGGUACCCCCUCACAGACUUAUGGCACCCCUUGAUUUAUUCAUUAACUUGAAAUCCUUUUAUAAUUUAUAGACCAUAUUAUUUAUUCAUUCCAUAAUCAUAUGAACCAUGUUGCUAAUUAUCCUGCUGCAUGAACCAAUAUUAUCUCCGAUGUCAGAAAGAUAAGUUAUGAUCUGUAUUAGAUUAAAAGUGAAACAGUGCAAAUCAGUUCCAUUGAUUAGUUGUAAUCAUUACUUAAGCUAUGAAAUACUUAGGUCGCAGAAAUAAAUUUUGAUGCAUUUCCAA